CAAGAUAAUACCUACUAUAUCGUAUUACAUAUCAUACCCUAACUCUCGUCGCCCAAUUUCUCCCUUUCCAAUUGCUAACUGGCGCUGGCCCCGCCCUCGCGGCGGACUCCCGACGAACCCACCAUGCCACCAUCUAAUCACGAUAUCGAGAUGAACAUAUUCCCCAUCAAAGAGGAUUCUCUUGCGCAGGGGAGCAGCUACACGAUGCGCGAGCCCCUGUACGAAGAGACGUCACCACCGCGAUUCUUUGAUCGCCUAGUCGACGGGUUCCGAAGAGAUCCAAACCAGCGCGUCACCCCGGAAGAUCCUCUAGACGAGAUCCACGCCGCCGAAGUCGCCCAGUUGCACCGGCCUAUUCUAGGCGGUAACGGAUCGCCGCGCCCGCACUCUUACGAUGUGCGGCUAGCCAAUUUACAAACUGCGCAGUCGCAUCUCGCGAGGAAGCUAAAAGGUCGCCAUCUGCAGAUGAUCGCUAUAGGAGGUUCUAUUGGUACCGGCCUAUUCGUCGCUUCAGGUCGCGCCCUCGAAGUUGGUGGCCCGGCUUCGUUGCUUGUCGCCUAUCUCUUCAUAGGAUGCAUGUUGUAUUGCACAGUCCAAGCCCUCGGCGAGCUUGCCGUCUGCUUCCCAGUCGCAGGAUCCUUCUCCGCCUAUUCUACACGCUUUCUCGACCCUUCUUGGGGAUUUGCCAUGGGCUGGAAUUACGCUUUACAAUGGUUGGUCGCACUGCCACUCGAAAUUAUCGCGGCAUCUAUUACCAUAACGUAUUGGAACCCCGACCUAAACAAAGCAAUUUUCGUCACCAUAUUCUUGAUCGCCGUUGUCGCGAUUAAUCUAUUUGGUGUUAAGGGUUAUGGUGAGGCCGAAUUCGUCUUCGCUAUCAUCAAGGUUAUCGCGGUUAUCGGCUUCAUCUUGCUUGGAAUUGUCUUGAAUAUUGGAGGCGUACCGGGCGGCGGAUAUAUAGGGGGUCUAUAUUGGCGGGACCCCGGCGCCUUUCACAACGGCUUUAAAGGUCUCUGCAGUGUCUUUGUCACAGCUGCUUUUGCUUUUGCCGGGACAGAACUAGUCGGGCUCGCCGCGGCCGAAACGGCGAACCCGCGCAAAUCGCUCCCGACAGCUAUCAAGCAGGUGUUCUGGCGAAUAACUUUGUUCUAUAUCGUAGCUCUGUUUCUCAUCGGAUUGCUUGUGCCGUACGAUGACCCACGUCUACUCAUCCCGGGAUCGGCGUCCGCGGCCGCAUCUCCCUUCGUCAUUGCCAUCGAGAAUGCAGGUAUCGAUGUCCUCCCGUCGGUGAUGAAUGUCGUCAUCUUGAUCGCCGUCCUGUCUGUCGGGAAUUCCUCCGUCUUCGGUUCCUCACGAACCCUUGCCGCCUUAGCCGAUCAGAACCAAGCACCAAGGAUCUUGUCCUACGUUGAUCGUCGGGGGCGGCCUUUGGUCUCCAUCAUAAUCGCAUCAUCCAUGGGUCUCCUCGCCUACCUCGCCGAUCUCAAACAGCAAGGCGUCGUGCUGGAUUGGCUUGUCGCUAUAUCUGGAUUAUCCUCCAUCUUCACUUGGUCGUCUAUCUGCCUGGCGCAUAUCCGGUUCCGUCGAGCUUGGGCACAGAAGGGCCAUAGCCUGCGCGAGCUAGCGUUUAAGUCCCAGUGCGGCGUGUUCGGCUCGUACCUGGGCUUGCUCUUCAAUAUACUGGUGUUGGUGGCCCAAUUCUGGGUCGGCGCGUGGCCCGUCGACUGGGAACAGCAAUCCUCUGGCGAAUUGGCCAAGAACUUCUUUCUGCAGUACAUGGCUGUCCCGGUAGUCGUCGUCUUCUACCUCGCGCACCGCCUUUACGCCCGCACGAGCUUCAUAAAGACUGCCGACAUGGACAUCGACACCGGACGUCGAGAUUUCAACCUACCGAUCUUGCUCGCGCAGGAGGCCGAGGAGCGCAGGGGCUGGCCGAAGUGGAAAAGGUUUUAUAGAUUUUUCUGUUAGGGUAUCCCUUUUCUUGUGCAUUUCCUCACUCGAGAUUACCCAGGUUAAGAUAGAGUUGUUGCAUAUAAGCGGGAAGAGUGCUAGAGGUCUGGUUGGGUUGGGCUGGAUAAUUAGAGAGGGAAAUUUUCUGGAUUUGUACGACGAUACUAUUGGAGCGAGGCGUUCGGUUCCCGUAUCAAUUAGGCCUCGGUGCGUUCUUAGGACGUUUUACAUCCUCUUAAUUUAAGGACACAAUUGAUACCCCUUUAGUUGUCGGAGGAGUC
Molecule: messenger RNA, 2231 nt
Organism: Annulohypoxylon truncatum
Lineage: Eukaryota; Fungi; Ascomycota; Sordariomycetes; Xylariales; Hypoxylaceae
Product: amino acid permease
Exons: 3
Coding region: 124-1968 (614 amino acids)
Biological process (GO): amino acid transmembrane transport
Cellular component (GO): membrane
Molecular function (GO): amino acid transmembrane transporter activity
Source: RefSeq, a predicted model, not a curated record